GAUCGGUCCAUUCGCGGUGGAAAAAAAAAACAACCUGCCGGUUUUGCAGGAAGUUUUCCAUAAAGAAACAUCGUCAUGUACCAACCGCCUUUACCGCCGCCGCCUGUCCAGCCUCCUCCGCCGCCUCCUCCACCCCCGCCCGAGUCAGACGAUACCCUGUCUCCGCCGGGAGUCGGUGUGGCCUCGCACACUUACUUGUCCAAUGAAACCCAAGCUCAGGAUUACGUGUAUCCGGUGGCAUCGACUCUUCACGCCGGCUCCAUCCCCAGCUACGAUCCCUACCAGCAGCAGGCGACAUACGGCUACGAUGGCUAUGCUUACCAGGAUCCAGCACAGAAGUUCUAUGGACAGGAGUCCGCUUACCAGGCACCAGGAACAUCCUAUCCCCACGAGAGUUACAAGUACCCAGAGCGCUAUCCCGCAUACGCCUCCAACUACCGACAAUCAUCGGAAAGGGAGAGGUAUAGUUCCUAUGGCUCCAGCCAAGGCUACCACCAUUAUCCAGGCUACAGCUCGGGAAAGCGUUAUGAGCAGCGACAUGGCCAGGAACACCGACAUCCGCAAGAGCCCCGAUAUGCUCACGAAUCACGACAUGGACAUGGACACUAUGCCCACAGGCCGCCAAAGGGAUCCCACCAUGGCUACUAUGGAUCCGGAAGGGGUGCAGGCAGCGAGGAUUACCCGCAGCGCAGCUAUCGCGAGAGGGAGAGAAGCGAGCCCGUUGAGAAGCCCAGACCUAAGCCCAAAGUGGAGACCGAAAGGGACCGCCUCCUGCGGCAGUGGUGCUCCAACUUCUGCGAGAAACCAGAGGAUUAUGUCAAGAAGAUGAACGCCCUCAGCGAGGCGGAUGCACCGGCCGAAUCCUGGGUGCGAUCUUCGCCAGCUGAGCCCUACUACGAGCGCACUAAGAGCGAGAACGAGGUCAAGGGUCGCGUGCGGCUGCAGAAGCUGUGCAACCUGUUCGACGAGGAGCUGUUGCAGAGAGCGGAGCGGGUACGCCAGAAGCUUCCCGUUUAUGUGCCGCCUCCGAGGAAGGCGCGCCGGCGUGUCUGCAAGCAUAAACACAAGUCAGAGGCCUGCUCAUCCUCCUCUUCCUCUGACGAGGACUCCGACGACGACGCCUUUAAGAUCGAGCAAGACUGCUGCAUGGAGGAGUUGUCACGCAAGGUGCAGCAUCCGCAGAGGGUUCACGCUGAUCUCUGGCACAACGAUGCCGGUGAGAUGAACGACGGUCCUCUGUGCCGUUGCUCGGCGAAGUCUCGGCGCAUUGGGAUCCGCCAUGGCAUCUAUCCGGGCGAAACUGGCUACAAGUUGUGCGACCCAAACAGCAACAAUGCCGGAAAGCUUUUCCACUACAGGAUCAGCAUCUCGCCACCCACAAACUUUCUGACCAAGACACCCACCAUCAUCAAGCAUGAUGAGCACGAGUUCCUGUUCGAGGGCUUCUCGCUUCUCUCGCACGUGCGUCUCACUGAUCUGCCAGUGUGUAAAGUGAUCCGUUUUAACAUCGAGUACACCAUUGAGUACGAGGAGGAAAAAAUGCCAGAGAACUUUACGAUCCACGAGUUGGAUCUUUUUUUCAAAUACCUGUUCCACGAACUGCUGGAGCUUGUGGACUUUAAUCUGAUGCCUAAUGUGGUGUCUGGCAGCGCUGAGGAAUCCUGCCCGGCAUUCCACUUCCUACCCCGCUUCGUCCGCGAUCUUCCAGAUAAUGGAAAGGAGGUUCUGGCCAUGGUCGAGGUACUCCGCUACCUACUGGAUAACUCCGCCCAGCUAGUGGAACGGCAGCAGCUUCUGCACCUGAACCAGAUCAGUCAAAGCGAGUGGCAGAACUACGUGGACUUCAUCAAGGGAAUGCUGGUCACAAAGCCGGGACACAAGCCGUGCUCCCUGCGCGUAGAUCAAUUGGACAGGAACAACUCCGAUCUACCCGAGUGCGUGGAUCGCGAGACUGGAAUCUCGCAUCCCGCAAUUGUGCACUUUGGUAUUCGUCCGCCACAGCUAAGCUACGCUGGCAAUCCGGAGUACCAGAAGGCGUGGCGGGAGUACGUCAAGUUCCGGCAUCUGAUGGCCAAUAUGUCAAAGCCCUCGUUCAAGGAUAAGCGCAAACUGGAGGAGAAGGAACAACGCCUUCAGGAGAUGCGUACGCAGGGGCGUAUGAAGCGCAACAUCACGGUGGCCAUCAGCUCAGAGGGAUUCUAUCGCACGGGAAUUAUGUGCGAUGUGGUGCAGCACGCCAUGCUGGUUCCUGUUCUAACAGGUCACCUCCGCUUCCAUAAGUCACUGGACCUGCUAGAGGAGAGCAUCGGUUAUAGCUUCAAAAAUCGCUAUUUGCUUCAGUUGGCGCUGACGCAUCCCUCCUACAAGGAGAACUACGGCACCAAUCCGGAUCAUGCCCGCAACUCGCUAACCAACUGCGGCAUCCGGCAACCGGAAUACGGAGAUCGUAAGAUCCACUAUAUGAACACCCGCAAGCGGGGAAUCAACACAUUAGUGAGCAUCAUGUCCCGGUUUGGCAAGGAUCACGAAACUGUUUCGAAUAUCACACACAACGAGAGGCUUGAAUUUCUCGGCGAUGCUGUUGUUGAGUUCUUGAGCUCGAUACAUCUGUUCUUCAUGUUCCCGGAACUAGAGGAGGGUGGCUUGGCCACAUAUCGGGCAGCGAUUGUCCAGAACCAGCACCUGGCCCUGCUGGCCAAGAAGCUGCAACUGGAAGAGUUCAUGCUGUAUGCCCACGGGUCCGAUCUGUGCCACGAGCUGGAGCUGCGCCAUGCCAUGGCCAACUGCUUUGAAGCACUUAUGGGUGCCCUUCUCCUGGAUGGUGGGAUCAAGGUGGCGGAUGAGGUAUUUACGGAUGCCCUUUUUCGGCAGGACGACAAGCUGUUAAGUAUAUGGAAAAAUCUGCCAGAGCAUCCGUUGCAGGAACAGGAGCCACUAGGUGAUCGCAACUGCAUUGAUUCCUAUCGAGUGCUUAAGGAGCUCACCAAGUUUGAGGACUCCAUCGGAAUCAAGUUCAAGCACAUCCGGCUCUUGGCCCGCGCGUUUACCGAUCGAUCCAUUGGAUUCACACACUUAACCUUGGGGUCCAAUCAGCGAUUAGAGUUCCUGGGAGACACAGUGUUGCAGUUGAUUUGCUCGGAGUAUCUGUACCGCCACUUCCCCGAGCAUCACGAGGGUCAUUUGUCCCUACUGCGUUCCUCACUGGUUAAUAACCGCACACAAGCGGUGGUCUGCGAUGACUUGGGAAUGCCCAAGUAUGCGGUUUAUGCCAAUCCCAAGGCAGAUUUGAAAACCAAGGAUCGCGCCGAUCUUCUGGAGGCCUUUCUGGGCGCCCUAUACGUGGACAAGGGUCUCUUGUAUUGCGAGCAGUUCUGUCACGUAUGCCUGUUCCCGCGCCUGCAGCUCUUCAUCAUGAACCAGGACUGGAAUGAUCCCAAGUCCAAGCUGCAGCAGUGCUGCCUCACUCUGCGCACAAUGGAUGGAGGCGAACCGGACAUUCCCUACUAUAAGGUAGUGGAAGCUAGUGGUCCAACCAACACGCGGGUGUACAAGGUGGCCGUGUACUUCCGCUCGAAGCGGCUGGCCACCUCCAGUGGCUCUUCCAUCCAGCAGGCGGAGAUGAACGCGGCCAAGCAGGCACUAGAGAAUUCGAGGGAUCUCUUUCCGCAAUUGGAUCACCAGAAACGCGUGAUCGCCAAGAGCAUCAAGAAGCAAACGGGAAACGAGUUGGACAACGACAGUGAUCGGCAGCAACAGGAGGAGAAGGUCAAGCGGCCGAAGUAUGCGGCUCCGCUACAGGAUGAAAGUCACCUGCCUAAGCAGUAUCGCAUGCACGAGAACAUUUCCAGCGACGAGCUGCCAGAGGAUGAUGACUUUGAAAGCACUGCUCUCAAGAGCCCAACAAUGCCCUUAAAGUUGAAUAGAAGUGGCAAUAGCAGCAGCAGCAGCGAUAGCGAUGCGUCCAGCUCAUCUGCCAAGCGUCAGCGCCGCGUUAGAAAGAGUUCUUCGGUAUCAUCCCUAACAUCAUUGGGAUAAAAGUAUCUGAUAGUAGAGGCCCAAUUUUAGUAGUGAGAAUCGUAGGUACGGAACGGAAAAAUGUCCGCAUUAGUUAAUAUCAAAAGAUUGCACUUAGCAUAAGCAUAACAAGAAAGGAAGUUAGCUUCGGCAAGCCGAAGCGUAUAUACCCUUGCAGCU
Messenger RNA from Drosophila suzukii, 4194 nucleotides. It is a transcript of the gene drosha, whose product is annotated as ribonuclease 3 drosha. The record is from RefSeq and is a predicted model, not a curated record. NCBI's taxonomy places the organism in Eukaryota, Metazoa, Arthropoda, Insecta, Diptera, Drosophilidae. Gene Ontology annotation, cellular component: nucleus; microprocessor complex. Gene Ontology annotation, biological process: primary miRNA processing; pre-miRNA processing; rRNA processing. Gene Ontology annotation, molecular function: RNA binding; ribonuclease III activity.